GUGGGUUAAAAAACCUGGUCGAAACAAGGGAGUUAUAUUGAUAUAAGACUGUGCGGUAAUCUUUCAUUUACAUCUAGACAUAGUCAGACCUGGGAUAGAAACCACAAGACGCUUAGCAGAUCUUAAGAAUAGGAGCAUGUAAAUAUUUAUAAACUAUAAUUGAUUUGAACUGUUUGAGCGGAAAAUGGAUUUGAUCCAAUGUUUCACAAUCGCCAUUCUAUGGACCAUACAUGUAACUACUGUGGUUGGACAACCAGGGACGCAUGGCUUAUGUGCCACUAUGUCGUAUAGAGAUAUGAGACUAAAGCAACAGAACAACCACCAUUGUCAGAUGCUUGAGAACAUACAGCAUGAGAUUAUGUACACUGACAAAAAUGAGAGGCACAGAAAACAUAAUCAAAUUAUGAAUGUCCUACUUGGGCUAGAGACAAAGAUGAACAUGUUACUUGACGAGGGAGUUCACCAGGUUGUUUUCAGACCUCCUCCUGAAGUUGGCACCUUUGUAGAAAUGGAUGAUAUGCCUGUUUUACAUGAUUGUUCUGCGUUGCUGAAGUUUGGGUUGACUACAAGUGGAGUGUACGCAGUAACGACCCCUACUGGACACAUCAUCAAUGUCUACUGUGAUAUGGACACCAAGGAUGGCGGAUGGAUAGUCAUCCAGCGACGACUAAACGCCAAAGUCAGCUUCGACAGAAACUGGGACGAGUAUAGAAAUGGGUUCGGUGAUUUGCAUACAAGUUUCUGGAUGGGAAACGAGUACAUUCAUCUGUUCACGAGCAACAAAACUCAAAGAGUCAGGUUUGACAUGUGGGAUUGGGAAGGCAAUACCGCAUAUGCGGAAUACGACAAUUUCAAGGUUGAUUCUGAAAUGGAAAGUUAUCGGAUUCAUAUAUCUGGUUACAAAGGCGAUGCUGGUGACGCAAUCAACCAUUACCAUGACGAUAUAGGAUUCAGCACGGCUGAUAAGGAUAAUGAUAACUGGUAUGGGAAUUGUGGAAAACGAGACAAGGCUGGUUGGUGGUUCAGAGACUGUAGUUAUGCAUCACCGAACGGACGCUACCACGACCUUGAAGACCCUAGAGGAUAUCACCAAACAAGCUUUGAGGAUGGCAUCAUUUGGUACCAUUGGAAACCUGACUACACAUAUUCACUCAAACGCAUAGAGAUAAAAAUGCGGCCGAGUGAAUAAUUGUGGAUCUUUAUUUAAAAAAUGAUGCUGGAUUUCUAAAUGUGCCAUUUUAAUGAAUAUGCUUAACUAUAUAACAAUGACUAUUCAUUUGUCUGCAUAAUUAGAGAAACAACUAGCCAUUAAUCUCACGGGUGAAAAAUGGAAAAUAAAUAUUUUAUUGUAUUUACAAAUAUGAAAAAGCAU
Molecule: messenger RNA, 1372 nt
Organism: Owenia fusiformis
Lineage: Eukaryota; Metazoa; Annelida; Polychaeta; Sabellida; Oweniidae
Source: the annotation of a GenBank genome assembly